AACCACCCUGGUUGCACCUGCCUUCUUACUCCCACCACAACCCUCAGCUGCUUUGCGACUUCAGUCCCCAGCUCCUUCCCUCUUCUACUCUCGGCUUCCACUCUGUCCACUGACCUUCUUCUCUUCCUCGCCCCGCCUUCUCCCUUCCACUUCCCACUGCCACAAUUCAGGACAGUGCCACCUGCUCAAACUGCAAAAUCGAUUCACAUUACCUGCUCCCUGAGCCAGACACUUGGCAGAGAGAACCCAAGCAGUCAACCUACCACUGGUGGCACCAUCCUCUCUCGAAAAAAACCCUUCUUUCUCUCUUCCCAUCGCAUUCUGCGACCUCUACUGUUUUAGAGUUGACGGCCAAGAGCCAGUCAAUUGUAAGCCGUAUAUUUCCGUUCGUUUCGGCUUCCAUCCGACUUUCUGCUUCAGAUAACGUGACUGACACUAUUAUCAGGCGAGAUGGGAUCCUUGGACCCUUACGUGACCGACCCAUUGGCGGCCAUGUCCGAGGUUCAGCUCAUUCUCCAUGCGCCUCCCGACUUCCCCAUCAGCAAAAACACCGAGAUUCUCGGCGUCUGCGGUGUUGCCGACAAUUACGCCAAAGCUGACAAAUACGGCUGGAUAGUUGCCGACUUUCUUGCCUAUAAAGUAGGCUGCUACGGUCUUGGUCGUUCAAGUAAUCAUACUUGGCUGAGCUCUCUCGAUUUGCACUGCUUCCUUGAGAAUGUUUCCACCAAACUGGAUGCAGGUCCUGGGAGCCCUAUGCGCAGAAAAAUAUUUGGCCCCAACGGUGAUCAGAUUACCACUGUUCCAGCCGACAAUGCCGGAUUUCUCAACGUUCUUCUAACGCAAAUUGGCGACAGUGCCAAGUCUGCUGCCUCCAAGAACGUCCCCUUGGUUAUUUUCAUGUUCACGCCUGUUACCCCCGAGCAUGAUAUUUGCAUUGACUUCGGCGAGAAGAAAUUCUUGACUACAGAAGAAAUCUGUAGAACUAUCGCGGAAGCCACGGGAAACCCCAAUCUUUCCGUCACCUUGUUGACCCCUUCUGCGUUUACUGGGGGUUGGAACUGCCGGCCUAGUCUCAUGGGGCCGUCGAGAUGUUCCGCCACCAAGGCCAUGGAGUUGAUUGCAAGAUCUUCGGGAGGAGCUUUUGCGGACACAUUCAUGAAAGUCUUUACCAGUCGUCAGUCGCCUCUGUUAGCCCGAGAGCAUCAAGACAUCGCACGGUAUGACGACCUCAUGCCGCUUUCUCCCACCGUGGAACAGAAGAACUUUCUACAUCACCUGCAGGGCCGAGUUCACGAAAUCUUGGAGCACGGAUUCUCGCCUUUCGCUAGUCUCCACACAGCCGUGGUGAAUGGGCCCGACCCUUGGGAGAUUCUCGCCCCCAAGAAUCGGUUCAUGGAUCGCCCUCUUUACGAGGCUGUCCGGCGCGUGGAAUUUUUCGGAGAAGCGUUCGGAGGAGAACGCAGCUCGCAGCUCUUUCACUUGUGCUACCUCAUUGACAUUGAGCUCAGCACCUGUCCCGGCGACUGGAACAAGAAGACAGCCGGAAUGACGCAGGAGCUGUACCGCGGCUUCACGGAGCACCCCAACCCUGACGAUGACCACUUCAGGCAAGUUUUCUAUACACUCGAUUAUCGAGCCUCCUCCAUGAAACUCACUGCACUGCAUUUACCGAUGCCUGGCAAUCUUAAGUGCCGUUACUGGAACGACGGCUACGAUCAGGAUGACGCCUUUUACAAGAGGCAUGCUGCGGCGUUUGGCGAAGCGCACAACCUGUUUGAUCAGGUCGCCGUUCGUCCUAGAGAGAGACGACAUGACUACAAAGUUGUGCGAUUCUUGUGUGCAUCGCGCUGGCUCUCGGCUUGCAUUGCCAUGAAGUUUGCGAACGAUGGCACUGAUACUGCCAACGUGAAAAUUUUUGUCAACAGCAGUGUUACGGACUUUAUUACCCAAGUCAAGGAUUUGCAACUCGGCUUGCUUCUCUCUCGCUGGCUUGCCGCCAUUGGUUUCAGCGAUAGUCGUAACAUGAAAAUCCUAGGGGCGAUUGAUACCAGCAGCCCGUCCCUCGAGGUCUUUUCCCGGAGCCCAGUUGCUCCGGUCUAUGUCGACAGGGGCAAGGGUAAGGAAGUGGCCAAGGUUGAGGAACCGCCAUCUCUUUGGUUUGAGAAACAGAACCAAUCCCCGGUUUAUCCAAUUCAGCAGGCGCAGGUCAAUGUCGGACGUGACGGUGUGGUGUUUCCAGCUGAGGAGCGCGCUGAUGAGUUUGCGUUGCAACAGGCUCUCCUCAACGAAGCCAAAUUUAACAAGGAAAAGGAGAAGACUGUUAUUGAGCCAGCUUUUCAGCAUCACAAACCCCUGAUCAGCAUUCACCAGCCUCCCGCCGCGACUCCGGCUCCCGAAUUUCAGACUCCCAGAUCCCCGGUGCGCAAGUCUCCUGUCACCACUGUUGUCGAGCCUACCAUGGCGUCAGCUUCGGAGCCUGUGUCGACGAAGGCCCCAUCGUCAUACACCCCGGACACGCCGUUUUCCGGCUACACUGCAAUUGUCCAAGAGCAUAAGGUGCUUACCAAACCUGAUGAGGUCAAGGAAGUCUUUGCGCAGAUCCUCCAGGACGCCAUGAAGAUUGCUCUCUCACGGAUGGAUGCGUCUGCUGACAGUCGUUUGUCCGCUAUCCUUUCUCGUGACCCACCUCCUCCCAGUGUCGUCCAGCCUGCCAGGUCUACGACUGUUGAAGCACUGGCAGUCAACAACCCGACACCUCCCAGAUCUCCUGUCCAGCCGACAACUCUCUCUUCCGUACAGAAGUCCCCCCAGAGAGCGAUUAGGGACCAGCUGAAGGACACCUCGGGAGAGCCAAAGGUUGAGACUGAUCCCGCCUCCGCCGAUGACUUUUGGGCUCGUGCUUUCAGCAUCUCGCACAAGAAUUACUAG
Messenger RNA from Podospora bellae-mahoneyi, 2928 nucleotides. RefSeq lists its product as uncharacterized. NCBI's taxonomy places the organism in Eukaryota, Fungi, Ascomycota, Sordariomycetes, Sordariales, Podosporaceae. The record is from RefSeq and is a predicted model, not a curated record.